Molecule: messenger RNA, 4232 nt
Organism: Pygocentrus nattereri (red-bellied piranha)
Lineage: Eukaryota; Metazoa; Chordata; Actinopteri; Characiformes; Serrasalmidae
Gene: rxrab
Product: retinoid x receptor, alpha b
Exons: 11
Coding region: 182-1678 (498 amino acids)
Biological process (GO): response to retinoic acid; cell differentiation; positive regulation of transcription by RNA polymerase II
Cellular component (GO): RNA polymerase II transcription regulator complex; nucleus
Molecular function (GO): zinc ion binding; retinoic acid-responsive element binding; nuclear receptor activity
Source: RefSeq, a predicted model, not a curated record
CGCACUGGCAGCAGACUGGAUGGAGCUGAGUGAAGUGGAGACUUCAGCCCUGCUAGUAAGCGCGUUUUGACAGCGGAAUUCAAGGCUUGCGGUGGUUCCUGCUGGAUUCAACUCUUCGUCAGUCAAGUCUCGUGAGGAGCGUGUUACUAUCUGCUCGGAACGCUAGCUGGCAUGAGCUAACAUGGAAACCAAACCUUUCUUGUCUCUAGGGCUCCUGAAAACCCCGUGCUCUGCAGCGCCACCCUGUCUGCGGGGCAGCUCCCCCACUGGCUGCUCCUGCUUCACGGGCGUGUGCCCGCUGCACCAGCGCAGGAUAUCCACAGACUCAUCAGGCCAGCUCUCCUCCUCUCCUCUUAGCUCUCCAACGGGUCACCGGGCCAUGGGCCCCCACCCUCUACAUCCGUCCCUGCUCACCCCAUCCUCCAUAGGUUCCACCCCAGGUCAGCUUCACUCGCCCAUUAAUGGCCUGGCUUCUCCUUUUCCUGUCAUCAGCUCUCCCAUGGGUCACCCCUCCAUGACUGGGCCCUCAUCCACCAGUAUGGCCUUCGGACCCAAUCUUAGUCCGCAGCUAAGCUCCCCCAUGACUUCUGUCAGCAGCCUAGAAGACAUUAAACCUCCUCUGGGUCUGAACGGGGUCAUGAAGGUUCCAGCCCAACCAACCGGCACCUCACUGUCUCUCACCAAACACAUCUGCGCCAUCUGCGGAGACCGCUCCUCAGGUAAACACUAUGGGGUGUACAGCUGUGAAGGCUGCAAAGGCUUCUUCAAGCGGACGGUGAGGAAAGACCUGACGUACACCUGCCGGGACGACAAGAACUGUCUGAUAGACAAGCGCCAGCGCAACCGCUGUCAGUACUGCCGCUACCAGAAAUGCCUGGCCAUGGGAAUGAAGAGAGAAGCUGUCCAGGAGGAACGUCAACGGGCGAAAGAAAGAAGCGAGGCUGAGCUAGAGCUGGCCGGCUGCUCUAGUGAGGACAUGCCGGUGGAGAAGAUUCUGGAAGCUGAGCUGGCAGUGGAGCCUAAAACUGAAACCUAUGUGGAGGGCAACCUUUGUGCUCCAGCCAACUCUCCCAACGACCCUGUCACAAAUAUCUGCCAAGCUGCAGAUAAACAGCUCUUUACGUUAGUGGAGUGGGCCAAAAGGAUACCACACUUUUCUGAACUCCCUCUAGACGACCAAGUCAUCCUCUUACGAGCAGGGUGGAAUGAGCUCCUCAUAGCUUCUUUCUCGCACCGCUCUAUAAGUGUGAAAGAUGGCAUAUUGUUAGCAACAGGCCUCCAUGUCCAUAGAAACAGUGCACACAGUGCAGGAGUAGGCGCCAUUUUUGACAGAGUGCUGACAGAGUUGGUGUCUAAGAUGCGAGACAUGCAGAUGGACAAGUCUGAGCUUGGAUGCCUGCGAGCAAUUGUUCUUUUCAAUCCAGACUCUAAGGGCCUGUCCAACCCAGCAGAGGUGGAGGCACUUAGAGAGAGAGUCUACGCUUCACUGGAGUCCUACUGCAAACAGAAAUAUCCAGACCAACCCGGAAGAUUUGCCAAACUGUUACUUCGACUGCCUGCUCUGCGAUCCAUCGGCCUGAAGUGUCUGGAGCAUCUGUUUUUCUUCAAAUUAAUUGGAGACACACCCAUCGACACUUUUCUGAUGGAAAUGCUAGAAGCGCCACACCAAAUGACAUAAUGGAAGAGUGCCUCAGAUCACCCUUGACAAUGUUUCGCAGAAUCUCUCUACAGAAUGACGACGCAUGUGCAGCCUUAUGCACAGACCACCUCGAGAGGCCAUGACAGGAUGCAUCUCAGUGAAGCCUGCUUUAUCUAGUCUGAGGAACAGCUUACCUAACAGUCCAAGAGACAUGAGAACUACAAGCAGUUCUGCUUUGGUGCUUCACCUUUGGAAUUUCUAAAUCAAAUUAAUUGCAUAAAAGACCUUUACCUAUGGAAUAAUUUAUAGGGAAGACAGAUUAAGAGAGUCAUUGCUGGUAUGCAUGAGUUCAUGCUUGGGAGGUUACACAAAGUUGGUUCUAUGGAUUUUUAGAAGAUAAGAACUCCUAAGGUCUAAUGAUUUCUUGUUUAUUCUGCCUCAUGGAGGCCUACCUCUGCAUUCCAUUCUUUUCAUGGUCAAACAGUUUCAUCUUUGUACACAUUCAUGUCAGCGUGUGUAGGUUUGAUGAAAGAAUGCAAAACACUCGCAUUACCUCUUAUAUGCCUCUCGGUACCAUGUGACUCCUUUUUCCGACACCUCAUCACUGCCUUUCGGUUAUGGACUGUACUGUAUGUGCGUAAUAUUCAGUGUUAAUCGUAUGUAAUUUGCAAAUUUUUAAUUUGGUAUCUGGAAUUCUGGAGGUAGAUACAAGAGAAAUGAAUGGUUGUAUUUCCAGCACUUAACUGUUUUUUUUUUUUUUUUUUUUGUCAAACAGUGUUGACAUUAGCAAGGCUGCCAGAAGUCAGUCCCCAGAAGGAGGAAACUGCAGUGUUGUUUGGCCGUAGUAGAAAGUACUUCUCUUUUUGGAAGAGGUAUAUAAAUGACAGAAUGGUCUAGCAAGAAUAAGAAGCAGGUGUGCUCUUGGCCCGACUCAAGUUUUAUUCUAGAAAAAAAACAAUGAUUCAUUGUUAGAGUUGUGUAAAAUAUUUAGAAGACGUUCGAUUUCUCAAUUGUUUUGCCUCUAUAAUUCAUCUCAAUUAUAUAUCAAGCAUUUCCAAAGAUUUUCAAUGCGUUUAUAUAUCAUCUGAUGAUUCCCAGCAAGGCAGCAUUUGUGCUAUGAAAAUAUGCAAUUAGUUAAGAGAAUCCAGAUGAUGGUCUGGCCUCAGGGAUAUGUAAGGUUUGGGAAGAGCUUAGUAUGCCCCCUAGUGUUUAAGAGGUGACGGUACAGCUUAGACAGUGAAUCAUUGUCUAAACUUUUAACAGUGAAUCGUUUUGAAUUUCAAAAUAAAAAAAAAGCAUUGUUUGUCAGAUUUGGCCAGCAUUGCAAAAUGACCAUUUUCAGACCUCAGGUUGAUGCAAUAGUAUGAAACGUGCUGAAACAAAUUUUGUAUGUAGUAAUAUUAGUCCUGUUGUGCAAUGACUUUUGCGUAAGAUAAGGAACAAAAGAACAGUGAAUUGUGAUGUUUGCCGAAAGCCACUCUGCAAAGGAACCUCUAAAAUUGCCGGCUGAGCCAAGCUUAACUAAAACAGUGUUCUAAUGACAAAAAAUGAUGAUAUUGAAGUUGGACAGUGCAGAGUGGCUGAUCAAUCACCAGUAUCAAUAGUCACAUUUUUAACUCAGUGAAAGUAGAGGCUACCACUCAGGCUCUUAUACAUUUUCUUCACACAAGAAAACAAAAAAAGAGUUAUUAAUAAAGGAAUCUGCUCAUAUGUUGCCCAGAGUGAAAUGUUUUUACCAGAUUUUGUUUUAGCCCAAAAUCUUUGCCUAAAGCCCCUCGGUAUCAAAUCAUUUUAAAUUCUUUGGGCUUUAAACUGCACCAUACCAGCGAACAGAUAAGAAGAACAUAACACCUCUUCUUGUAAUUCCAGCCCAAUAGUCUAAAAGUCUGACUCUGGAAAAGUCCUGGGUAGUGGAUGAAAACCUGGCGGGCAAGUCAUACAGGGUUUACUAGACCAACUGAGACAGCUCAUAGCAUCCUGCUGCAGCUACUCUGUGUUUGAUGGGCUUUCCCCAAGAAAAUCCAGGUCAUCGUGUUAGCAAAUAAUAAGAGAUGGAUUUAAAGAAAAAAUCUAUUUUUGUACAAUUGUAAUUUUAACCUUUUAUUCCAUUGCAGCUGUCUUUAAUUCUGUUGAAUGUUGCAUACAUUAUUGGUGUAAAUGUUGAUUUUUAAAAUGGAGGGGAGCAUGCCCUAAGAACAGGACUAAGAGAGAGGCUGCCAUUUAAAUUUUUCCCCAGUUAUUUUGCUACUUUUGUGUCAUUGGGCUUCACCUGGAAAUUGCGGAAAACUUUUUUAUAUAUUAGAAAAUGAGAGUGAAUUGUGUGUUGCCCUAUCAUACAAUGUUUAUUGUUAAAAGGACUAUUAAAUUCUCAAUUCUGAACAACAUUGUGUUGUCUUCCUUAAAGUUCAAUAGAAUGAGUCAUUAGAUUUCUCUAUAUAUUACAUAAGUACAAACAAAAUAAAAGGAAACUUCACAUAAAUACAUUUUAAAGUCCACUACAAUUGUACAUCUAUUCCAUAGCUUCUCACACAAGCUAGAUAUGGUAGGCAGAAUACUGAAAUAAGCUUAAACUCAAAAGGACUGCAAAGGAAAA